AUGAAAAGAGUGACUGGUCUAUCAACCCUGAUUAUACUGUGGGUCCCAGCGGCACUCGUGUGGUCCGGCGUCUGUGUGGCUUUUCGGCCGGCCCUUCGAUGCUUUCAACCGGCACAUUCGUUGGGAAACGCCUUGCACCGAAAUUCAAGGUAUCACCAGUGCGACCCCCUUUGCUGGCCAACGAGGAGCAAGCGCUCAUUGUCAUCUAAAGAAGAAAGCGAAAAAGACAACGAACCACUAACACCCGAUAGAGUCGCGGCUCUGAUCGAGAGAUCAUUUGUAGAAGCUUGCAUGCAGUUGGCAAAGGGGUAUGUAGAUAUAUUGAAACUUUUCAUCGUGUCCACCAAGGCAGGUUAUGAACUCCUCCUCGGCCCCACAUCCUUGAUACAAAAAGUCGAUAGCUGCGAAAAUCAAUCCGCUGGACGGCUACUUAUGGACGAAGAGAUACAGCUGCGAAGAAACUGGAUCCAUGCCAUUUAUUUAACACUGGCGCAUCUCGACUGGAAAAAAGUGGACGCGAGUUCUUGGGAGGCAGACGCCCAUAUCUCCAAACAGUACCAACCGCUACUACCCGAGCUUGUGGAACUAAAAGCUACUGGAAAAGCUUUCGAGGCGGAAAACAUUCUAGAAAAUCAUCCCGAGUUGGUCAAGGAGGGUUCAGCCAUCGAUCGUGCUGUAGUUUCGCAAACUCUACGCGUUAUUUGGAUCACAAUGGAUGUGCUGCAAGAAGAAGAACUGGCAAAACCUCGGUCACCGCGUCCUCAAAUUCCCAGAGCGUUCGAUUGACUGUAAAUUCCCCCAUCUUGGGACGGCUCACUUGAGGGUUACCUUUUGUAGUUUAACUGUAAAUGAGUACAAAUGUGCCUUCGAU
Messenger RNA from Phaeodactylum tricornutum CCAP 1055/1, 871 nucleotides. RefSeq lists its product with no specific name. Lineage: Eukaryota; Bacillariophyta; Bacillariophyceae; Surirellales; Neidiaceae. The transcript is spliced from 2 exons. Bases 1 to 786 code for a protein of 261 amino acids. The record is from RefSeq and is a predicted model, not a curated record.